AAACUCUCGCGGGCUAAGCAUAAACCCUCGCCUUCACUUCUCUCUUCACUUCAUCACCGGAAGCACCUUCCAGUCUCCGGCGAAGAUGACGAAGGUAUACGGCACCGGCACCUACGACUUCAAGCGACACCGGGUCGCGGAGUACCCCGUCGAGGUACCUAACCAGCCCGGCGACAAACCCGUCGAGACGAAACAGGGAUCCACCGUCCCCAGCUCCAUCACCCUGUCGGAGAUUCAGCGCGACCGACUGACCAAAAUCGCCUCUGCUAACUGGCUCAAGUCCGGCGACAAUGCGGAACAGAAGAAGGAGGAGUUCGACCCCGGGCUCGUCAAGGAGAUUUACGAGACCGAGCUGCUGGUUAAGUCCGGGAGGAAGCCUGUCCCCCUGCAGCGGGUGAUGAUUCUGGAAGUCAGCCAGUAUUUGGAGAAUUACCUGUGGCCGAACUUCGAUCCCGAAGCUGCAACCUUCGAGCAUGUCAUGUCGAUGAUUAUCAUGAUUAAUGAGAAGUUUAGAGAGAAUGUUGCAGCUUGGAUAUGCUUCUACGACAGGAAGGAUGUGUUUAAGGGAUUCCUUGAGAGAGUUCUUCGGCUUAAGGAGGGAAGGAAGCUAAGUAUUGCUGAGAAGACAAAUUACUUGGUCUUCAUGAUUAAUGCAUUCCAGAGCUUGGAAGAUGAAAUUGUUAGCGAGACUGUCCUCAGACUAGGGAGUCUCUUGUCCUGGCACAGCUUGUCAUAUGGUCGAUUUCAGAUGGAGCUUUGUCUUAAUCCUGAUUUGAUCAAAAAAUGGAAAAGAAUGAUAAAGAGAGAGGCAAAGGAUGCCAGUAAAAGAGGAGAGGCUUUUGACCCUUCGACCAAAUUGGAAGUGAAGUUUUUGAGGAAUCUGAUGGAAGAGUUCUUGGAGGUACUUGACCACAAUGUUUUCCCAAGACAACAUUAUGUUGAUGAAGAUGGUCAACAUAUUGAGUCUGAUGGUUUGGGUGAAGCUGAUGAUGCAUCCGUUUUGUACUGUGAAAGAUUUAUAGAAUUUCUCAUCGACUUAUUAAGUCAACUACCAACCAGAAGGUACCUAAGGCCUCUUGUAGCUGAUGUGGCUGUUGUGGCCAAAUGCCAUUUAAGUGUGCUGUAUAGACAUGAAAAGGGGAAACUCUUCGCUCAACUGGUUGACCUUCUACAAUUUUAUGAAGGUUUUGAGAUUAAUGAUCAUGUAGGGACACAACUCACAGAUGAUGAGGUCCUCCAGUCCCAUUAUGACCGGAUGCAAUCUUUCCAACUACUUGCUUUUAAGAAGGUUCCCAAGUUGCAAGAACUUGCAUUGGCUAACGUUGGUGCAAUUCAUAAGCGUAUUGAUCUGUCGAAGAAAUUGUCUGUGCUUACACCGGAGGAGUUGAAGGAGCUGGUCUGUAGUAAGCUGAAACUGGUGUCUAAGGAAGAUCCAUGGUCAGAAAGGGUUGAUUUUCUUAUCGAAAUCAUGGUCUCUUUUUUCGGAAAGCAACAAUCUCAGAAAGAAGCUAUAAAUUCUCUUCCACUUUACCCAAACGAGCAGGUUAUGUGGGAUGAAAGCGUUGUACCGAGCAUAAAUUACUCUGGGGAAGGUUGUCUGGCUCUGCCCAAACUGAAUUUACAGUUUUUGACUCUUCACGACUAUCUUCUACGGAAUUUUAAUCUUUUCCGCCUAGAAUCAACAUAUGAGAUCCGUGAGGAUAUUCAGGAGGCUGUACCCCACCUACUUGCUUACAUCAAUAAUGAAGGAGAAACUGCAUUCCGUGGUUGGUCAAGAAUGGCUGUUCCUAUUAAGAAUUUUAAGAUUACCGAGGUAAAGCAGCCAAAUAUUGGGGAGGUGAAGCCUGCUGCUGUGACAGCGGAAGUAACUUUUAGCAUAUCUAGUUAUAAAGCACAAAUAAGAUCAGAAUGGAAUGCCCUCAAAGAGCACGAUGUUCUAUUCUUGCUUUCCAUUCGCCCUUCUUUUGAGCCUUUAAGUGCUGAAGAAGCAGCAAAAGCAAGUGUGCCCCAGAGGCUUGGCCUUCAAUUUGUACGAGGUUGUGAAAUUAUUGAGUUUCGCGAUGAGGAGGGAACUCUAAUGAAUGAUUUUACGGGAAGGAUCAAACGGGAUGAGUGGAAACCACCAAAAGGUGAAUUGAGAACUGUAACAGUUGCCUUGGAUACAGCGCAGUACCAUAUGGAUGUCACUGAUAUUGCAGAGAAAGGUGCAGAAGACGUGUAUGGCACAUUCAAUGUGCUGAUGAGAAGAAAACCAAAGGAAAACAAUUUCAAAGCUAUUCUAGAGUCAAUAAGGGAUCUUAUGAAUGAGUACUGCAUUGUUCCUGAUUGGUUGCACAAUAUAUUUCUGGGAUAUGGUAAUCCUUCUUCAGCACAGUGGACGAAUAUGCCGGAUCUUUUGGAAACAGUCGAUUUUAAAGAUACUUUUCUUGAUGCAGACCAUUUGAGAGAGUGUUUCUCUGGCUAUGAGGUUUCUUUUGUCAAUCCAGUCGGGACGGAGAAUUUGCUUCCCACACCGCCUUUUCGUAUUAGGCUUCCUAGGAACUUUAAAGGCAAUACACAUGCUCUUCCUGGGAACAAGAAAUCUGGCACCGAUUCGCUUGGUGAUAGCAAUAUGGUGGAUACUAGUGGCAAGAAGGGGCAACUUGUGGUUGAGGCUUACAUUCCUCCUGAUCCUGGCCCAUAUCCUCAAGAUCGGCCUAAGCAGAACUCUGUUAGAUUCACGCCCACGCAGAUUGGAGCAAUUAUAUCUGGUAUUCAGCCUGGACUUACAAUGGUUGUUGGUCCACCUGGUACGGGAAAAACUGAUACAGCUGUGCAAAUAUUGAAUGUUCUUUAUCAUAACUGCCCUUCUCAGAGAACAUUGAUAAUUACGCAUUCAAACCAGGCAUUGAAUGACCUUUUUGAGAAGAUAAUGGAGAGGGAUGUGCCUGCUCGUUACCUUCUUCGUCUGGGUCAAGGCGAACAGGAACUAGCGACGGAUCUUGACUUUAGCCGGCAAGGUCGUGUCAAUGCUAUGCUUGUCAGACGUUUGGAAUUGCUAAGUGAAGUAGAAAGGCUUGCAAGAUCUCUAGGCCUGCCAGAGGAUGUAGGUUAUACUUGUGAAUCAGCUGGAUACUUCUGGUUACUCCACGUAUACUCGCGAUGGGAACAGUUUCUAGCUGCCUGUGCUGAUAAGGAGGACAAACCCACAUUUGUCCAGGACCGUUUCCCUUUCAAAGAAUUCUUCUCAAAUACUCCUCAGCCUGUUUUCACGGGUCAGUCUUUUGAGAAAGACAUGCGAGCAGCUAAGGGUUGCUUUCGCCAUCUCAAGACCAUGUUCCAGGAGCUUGAGGAGUGCAGGGCAUUUGAGUUACUUAAGUCUACUGCUGAUCGAGCAAAUUACUUGAUGACCAAGCAGGCAAAGAUUGUGGCAAUGACUUGCACCCAUGCAGCUCUUAAGAGGAAAGACUUUCUUCAGUUAGGUUUCAAGUACGACAACUUGCUAAUGGAAGAAAGUGCACAGAUACUGGAAAUUGAGACGUUCAUCCCCAUGUUACUCCAGAGGCAGGAAGAUGGUUAUGCACGACUUAAGCGCUGCAUACUCAUUGGUGAUCAUCACCAGUUGCCUCCUGUUGUUAAGAACAUGGCUUUUCAAAAGUACAGUCAUAUGGAUCAGAGUCUCUUCACAAGAUUUGUUCGUCUUGGAAUUCCAUAUAUUGAGCUUAAUGCCCAGGGAAGAGCCAGGUCGAGUAUCGCAGAGCUAUACAACUGGAGGUAUCGUGACUUGGGGGACCUUCCUUUUGUGAGGCAGGAAGCCAUCUUUCAUAAAGCAAAUGCUGGGUUCACAUAUGAUUAUCAGUUGAUUGAUGUCCCUGAAUACCAUGGGAGAGGUGAAAGUGCUCCUUCUCCAUGGUUCUAUCAAAACGAGGGGGAGGCUGAAUAUGUAGUUAGUGUCUAUAUGUACAUGCGUCUGCUGGGGUAUCCAGCAAAUAAAAUCUCUAUAUUGACAACUUACAACGGCCAGAAGCUUCUGCUUCGUGAUGUUAUCAACCGGCGGUGUGCUCCUUACCCCUUUAUUGGCCCACCCAGCAAAGUUACCACUGUUGAUAAGUUUCAAGGGCAGCAAAAUGAUUUUAUUCUGUUGUCUCUCGUGCGUACUCGCUUUGUGGGCCACCUACGUGAUGUGAGAAGAUUGGUUGUCGCCAUGUCUCGUGCCAGACUUGGAUUGUAUGUGUUCUGUCGGCGUUCUCUCUUUGAGCAAUGUUACGAACUCCAGCCAACUUUUCAGCUUCUACUGAAGAGACCAGACCGCCUUGCCCUUAAUCUUUAUGAAAGCUCUGCACACACUGAAAGGCCUGUUGGGGACACCAGAGAUCAAUAUCUAGUCAGUGGUGUUGAGGAGAUGGCGAACAUAGUUAAUAGCAGAAUAUAUCAUAUAUAUCAGGUGCAGAUGAUGAGCCAGCAACCCGAUCAGUUCAUGACUGAUGAUGGGAAGGUAGAUGGAUCUAAUGGUGAAGUUGAUGCACAAAAUAGCCACAGGAAUUCCGAGGAUGCAAUGGAUAUGAGCAUGCCUGCAUCUAACAAUGAGGAGGCUGGAGACCUGCCCUCAGAAAGUAAGUUGGAGGAUAACUCCAUGGAUAAUGGAACUGCCCAAAUGGAAGUUGAUACUGGAGAUGAGAACAGCGUUCAGCCUGAGAGCAAAUCCAAUGGACAAGAAGGCAGGACAGCAUAGUGCAAGCCGGUAAGGGUCACAUCCCGGGACGCUGCUUGUAUCAGUAGGUAAAGGCUAAUUAGCUUGUCAACUGUGGGCAUCUCUCGCUCAUUUCCUACUCCCCCAGGCAAAGAUUGCAGAACGGUGGAGCAUGGAACUCAAAAGUUGGUGAGAUUUUAGCUCACUUUCGACAGGUAGUGUUGGAAUUUUGAUAUCAACGGAUGAAGUUGGCGUUCCUGUCGGGCUAUUUGUCCGACUGUUCUUGGUGAUUUUGUUAAGUGAUGAUUCUCGGAUGUGGCUUGCUUUCGGGACACUAGCCUUGUCUAGCCGUCGGUCCCGUAUGAUAUUCUGAUCCUUUACUACUAUGUAUUGUAUGGCCUAACAUGGGGAGACAUGCGUUCGUCAAUGGGAAUAUAAUUUCAAGGCUCGGUAGAAUCUGAUUCCACCUAAACGUGAUGGGCCCAUGGUGGGGAUUUGAUCGAUUUAAAUUUGGUGACAACUAGCGCAUUGUGUGGGAAUGGUUAUUAAUUUUUUGAUAGAAAAUAAUAUCAAUUGAGUAAUUAAAUGA
Messenger RNA from Punica granatum (pomegranate), 5258 nucleotides. The record is from RefSeq and is a predicted model, not a curated record. Lineage: Eukaryota; Viridiplantae; Streptophyta; Magnoliopsida; Myrtales; Lythraceae.